GCAAGCCUUUAAGAGCUUUAUCUCCUCCUCCUCUUUCGUUGCGACUCCUCUCCUAAUAAACUCUAGGGUUUAUCUUCUUCCAAGGGGUUUUCAAACCUCGAGCGUCUCUCUCUCAAUCUCAUCCUCCAGUUUAAGUUUCCAGAUGGCGGCGGCGUCACCUAAUAACUCUGUUCGGAUCGUUGUGAUUGGUGACAAGGGCACUGGAAAGUCCAGCUUGAUUGUCGCUGCAGCCACUGAUUCUUUCCCUCCCAAUGCCCCUCCUGUUUUGCCUGACACCAAGCUGCCUUUUCAGUUCUUCCCUGAUGGUAUACCCGUCACCCUUGUUGACACUUCCUCAAGGCCGGAAGAUAAGGGCAUGGUUGCGGAGGAGUUGAAGCUCGCAGAUGCAGUGGUUUUGACAUAUGACUGUGACCGACCUGAGACUCUCGAAGGUUUGAGUCUCAGGUGGCUUCCAGAGCUUCGUCUGUUAGAGGUAAAAGUUCCUAUAAUAGUAGCAGGCUGUAAGCUUGACGUCAGAGACGACAACAGCCCGGUCGUCCUCGAAGAAGUGAUGGCACCUAUAAUGCACCAGUUUCGGGAGAUUGAGACUUGUAUCGAGUGUUCUGCCCUGAAGCAACUCCAGGCACAAGAAGUUUUCUAUUAUGCACAAAAAACUGUCAUUCACCCAACAGCACCUCUGUUUGAUCAAGAAACCCAGACAUUGAAGCCACGGUGUGUAAGGGCCUUGAAGCGCAUCUUUAUACUCUGUGACCAUGAUAAAGAUGGUGCACUAAGCGAGGCUGAGUUAAAUGCAUUUCAGGUCAAGUGCUUCCAUGCGCCACUGCAGCCUUCUGAAGUCGAUGGUGUUAAGAGGGUUGUGCAAGAAAAGUUGCCAGAAGGUGUGAAUGAAGUAGGACUGACAUUGACUGGGUUCCUGUUUCUACAUGCACUUUUCAUUGAGAAAGGGAGGCUUGAGACAACAUGGACUGUGCUUAGGAAGUUCGGGUAUAACAAUGAUAUAAGACUCGCUGAUGAAUUGCUUCCACCUUCACUAUUCAAAAGAGCACCUGAUCAGAGUGUUGAGCUGCCAGAUGUAGCAAUCGAAUUCCUGAAAGGAAAGUAUAUGUUGUUUGAUGCGGAUGGGGAUAAUAAUCUGAGACCCCAAGAGAUCGAGGAUCUUUUUUCAACUGCUCCUGAAAGUCCCUGGAAGGAAGCUCCAUAUGAGGAUGCUGCAGAGAAAACUGCCCUUGGAGGACUAUCUUCUGACGCUUUCCUGUCAAUGUGGUCACUGAUGACGCUAUUAGAACCUGCUCGGAGUGUGGAACAUUUGAUUUACAUUGGAUUCCAGGGUGAUCCAUCGUCUGCCAUCCGUUUUACUAGGAAAAGGCUUUUAGAUCGCAAAAAGAAACAGUGUGAAAGAAAAGUUGUCCAGUGCUUUGUUUUUGGACCCAGUAGCGCUGGAAAAUCUGCAUUACUCAAUUACUUUCUUGGAAGGUCAUAUGCUGAUAACACGGAAUCAACCACUGACGAGCGUUAUGCAGUAAAUGUGGUCGAUGAAACUAAGAGUGCAAAGAAAACUCUUGUGAUGAGGGAAAUUCCAGCAGAUGGAGCUCAAGGGAUAUUUUCAUCGAAGGAGUCGUUGGCUGCAUGUGACAUAGCUGUCUUCGUUUAUGACAGUUCUGAUGAGUCGUCUUGGAAGAGAGCGAGUGAGUUGCUUGUAGAAGUUGCAAAUCACGGCCAGGCCACUGGAUAUGAGGUUCCCUGCCUUAUGGUUUCAGCGAAAGACGAUAUUGUAUCAUCCCAAAUUUCCAUACAAGAUUCCACCAGGGUGACACAAGAAAUGGGAAUAGAGCCUCCUGUAUCCAUCAGCUCGAAGUUGGGGGAUUUCAACAACCUAUUCUGCAAAAUCGUUACUGCAGCGCAACAUCCUCAUCUGAGUAUUCCAGAGACCGAAGCAGGAAAGAGCCGCAAACAUUACAACAGGCUAAUCAACCGAUCUCUUUUGUCUGUUUCAAUUGGAGCUGCUGCUGUGGUCGUUGGGCUGGCUGCAUACCGCGUGUAUGCCGCAAGAAAGAGCGCUUCUGCCUGAGAAGAUUGAGAAUGAAGAACUCAAUGUUUGAAGAAGAUAGCUAAUCUCUUGUUCUGAGUUUGUUUAACAUUCCCAAGUUUUAACAACCAGAGAGUACUGUUUUUUAGAGGAUUAAUGGAACUGGGUUUUGAAGUAAUAGUUGAUCUGUAGGAACACAAACAUUUAGGGAACAAAAAAAAGAAAGAACAUAUAGUCACAACAAUAGAGAUUGUGUUUGAGUUU
Molecule: messenger RNA, 2290 nt
Organism: Brassica oleracea var. oleracea
Lineage: Eukaryota; Viridiplantae; Streptophyta; Magnoliopsida; Brassicales; Brassicaceae
Product: mitochondrial Rho GTPase 1-like
Exons: 15
Coding region: 143-2068 (641 amino acids)
Biological process (GO): small GTPase-mediated signal transduction; regulation of mitochondrion organization; mitochondrion organization
Cellular component (GO): mitochondrial outer membrane
Molecular function (GO): calcium ion binding; GTP binding; GTPase activity
Source: RefSeq, a predicted model, not a curated record